Castor canadensis (American beaver) is the source of this 1200-nucleotide messenger RNA. RefSeq names its product galactose-3-O-sulfotransferase 2 (gene Gal3st2). Gene Ontology annotation, biological process: glycolipid biosynthetic process; glycoprotein biosynthetic process. The record is from RefSeq and is a predicted model, not a curated record. Gene Ontology annotation, molecular function: galactosylceramide sulfotransferase activity. Lineage: Eukaryota; Metazoa; Chordata; Mammalia; Rodentia; Castoridae. Gene Ontology annotation, cellular component: membrane.
AUGUCGUCUGUGCUGGGCAGCAUACAGAGGACCUUCUGGGUUGUCCUCCUCUUGGUGCUGGUCGUGUUCCUACUGUUGGGCUUCCUGCAUGUGGACAUUGGGCUGCUUACUCCCCUGCUCAGGGAUGAGGCCGAGGGACUUCCGGUCACCAACAUCAUGUUCCUCAAGACGCAUAAGACAGCCAGCAGCACUGUGCUCAACAUCCUGUACCGCUUUGCCGAGACGCACAACCUGUCCACAGCGCUGCCUGUUGGUUCACACUUCCACCUGGGUUACCCCUGGCUCUUCCUGGCACGCUACGUGGAGGGCAUCACGCAGGAUGGUCACCCUCCCCGGCGCUUCAACAUCAUGUGCAACCACCUGAGGUUCAACCUGCCUGAGGUGCAGAAAGUCAUGCCCGAAGACACUUUCUACUUUUCCAUCCUGCGGAACCCCAUCUUCCAGCUGGAGUCCUCCUUCAGCUACUACAAAGGCUCGGCGCCUGCCUUCCAGAAGGUCAGCAGCCUGGACGCGUUCCUGGCGGCACCGCGGAGGUUUUACGACGACAGCGCGGGCCCGCAGAACGCGUACGCCCGGAACUGCAUGUGGUUCGACUUCGGCUUUGACAACAACGCGCGGGACGACGCCGCCUACGUGCGCGCGCGCAUCGCGGACGUGGAGCGCCGCUUCCACGUGGUGCUGAUCGCUGAGUACUUCGACGAGUCGGUGGUGCUGCUGCGGCACCUGCUGCGCUGGCAGCUGGACGACGUCGUCUACUUCAAGCUGAACGCGCGCAGCGAGCGCAGCGUCACCAGCCUGGCACCCGAGAGCCAGGAGCGCGCCCGGCGCUGGUGCGCGCUCGACUGGAGCCUCUACGAGCAUUUCAACCGCACCCUCUGGGCGCGGCUGCACGCCGAGCUGGGCCCGCGCCGUCUGCGCGCCGAGGUGGCGCAGCUGCGCGCGCGCCAGCGCCAGCUCACCGCGCGCUGCCUGCAGGACGGGGAGCCCAAGCGCAAGAAGGAGAUCGCAGACCCGCAGCUGCAGCCCUUCCAGUCCGGCAAAGCAGACAUCCUGGGCUACACCCUCAGGCAGGGCCUGGAGAACGCCACGCUGCGCUCCUGUCAGAGAAUGGUGAUGCCAGAACUCCAGUACAUGGCCCGUUUGUACUCCCUGCAGUUCCCGGAAAAGCCUCCCAAAAACAUCCCCUUCCUGAAACCGUAG